Ricinus communis (castor bean) is the source of this 2089-nucleotide messenger RNA. RefSeq lists its product as uncharacterized. Lineage: Eukaryota; Viridiplantae; Streptophyta; Magnoliopsida; Malpighiales; Euphorbiaceae. The coding region runs from base 322 to 1767 and encodes 481 amino acids. The record is from RefSeq and is a predicted model, not a curated record. The transcript is spliced from 4 exons.
UGUCGUUUUGGGAAAUAUUUCACCUCCUUUAUCGAUUGCUGCUUCUUGCUGCUAAAAUUUCAAGGCCAAAAUAUAUUUUAUUUAUUUAUUUAUUUUUAUUUUAAAAAGCGCUAUCGAGUGUACUGUGGGCUGUGCAAAGCGACAGAUAAAAGAGAAAAAAUGAAACUGAAAAAUAAAGGGCUAAAGCCUGAACCUGAAAGCUUUUCUUCAAUGAAUUCAACCAGAUCUACCCAAUAAUACAAUACAAAAUAACUAGUUGCUCAUUUCCGUCCAGUUUUGCACGGAUUCAAUCCAUAUUUUGUAGAUGCAUCUGAUAAAAGGAUGGCAGUAGCGGAAGCAAGGGCUGCAUGGCAAAGAACAGCUAAUCGUUGUUUUGUCCAAGAAGAUGCCAAAAGAGCGCCCAAGUUAGCUUGCUGCCAGUCAUCAUCUUCAUCAUCUAAACAGGUUGAUGGUGGACCAACAAAUGCAGCAGAAAUGCCAGAGAAUUCUGCUGUAGGUUUCAUGCCUUUCCACAGGAAUGCCUCGUAUUCCAGCCUACCCCCUGAUACAAGAUGGUGGCUUCAGCUGCAACCUAGUUAUGGAUACCAAAAGGGUUUUACGUAUGAACAGCUAGAUAAAUUAGAGAAUGAGGUGGAAAUUUUGAGAGCUGAAUUUGUAAACGCGCCCUCUAUAAUUGAUGAGAUCCGGCCUCAUGAUGACAGAGGCAGCACUCGUUUUGAUGGCAAUAAGAAAUAUGAGCCUUCCUUUGAUCCACAUUUUAGGAUCUCGGCUGAUUAUAGGAACAGAGAUCCUAAUGUUAAGAACCAAGAGGCAGGGGUUCUAUAUGAUAAGAAUGCCCAAGAAUUUAUUGAACCCAAGGACACAAAAGAAAACUCCAAAUUGAUGGAUUUGGAUCCAUUUGAAUGUUUGAGACCGCAAAAGAGUGAUGACUAUUGUUUUGAUUCAGAAUCACCUUUUAGUGGGAGUGAAAAGAGUGUACCAUGGUGGCGCACAACAGAUAAAGAUGACUUAGCCUCCUUGGUUGCACAGAAGUCUGUUGAUUAUAUUGCAAAUUGUGACCUUCCCCCACCUCAGAAGCUGCAUCUUAGGAGAUACCCACAUGGCCGUCCCGGAGCUUCUGAUCAUGAUGAUUCGAUAGCUUUAUCUUUGGAUGGGAAGGCACAGAGUGGUUGUAUCUCUAGCCCGUUAGUUCAUGCACAUGGCUGUCCCAGUUCUGAAAGCAUGCACGGAAGACACAGGGCUUCAGUUGAAGGUCACUUACAAAGUGGUUUAAACAAGCCAUUCAGCUCUAUCGCAACUCAUAAAGAAAUGAUAGAAAUUGGACAAGUUCCGGAGGGUGACCCUUGCAAGGCUCAACUAUUGGAAGCACUCCGUCAUUCUCAAACACGAGCCAGGGAAGCAGAGAAGGUGGCAAAGCAAGCCUGUGCUGAGAGGGAACACAUCAUUAAGCUCUUUUUCAGACAGGCCUCGCAACUUUUUGCAUACAAGCAAUGGUUCCACCUGCUACAGCUUGAAAGCCUUUACUACCAGGUGAAGAAUGGUGGACAGCCAAUGUCUACUCUGUUCCCUGUGGCGCUUCCUUGGAUGCCUCAGAAAGGUAGGAAAAUGCGGAAGAGCUGGCAGAAGUCGACAAGGGGGAAACGUGGGAAGCGCGGACGACCGAGUCAUGACAUUAGCAAGUAUGCUGUUGCACUUGCAUUGGGAUUGGGUCUUGUUGGUGCCGGGUUACUUCUGGGAUGGACAGUAGGGUGGAUGUUGCCUAUUUGAGUUUCAACUAAAGUUUCGUGCAUAUGAAAAUAUAUUUAUGAGGGAAAAGGGCUGGGGUUUAUUUUAUUUUCAUAUCUAUGUUCUUAGCGUCUCAGUUUCUUUCUUUUUUUUUUUUUUUUUGUAUUUUGGUGGUUGUAUAUCCCGCUGUAUUUGUAUUGCUUGUGCACAAAUGAUGGGAGGGGUUGUUCAUGUGAAUAUGGUGGGGGUAGAUUUUCAAUCAAUGAAAAUCUCAUCAUUUGGUGAUACUACUGUAUGUAUAUAUGUAUGAUUUAAUCUUAGUUUCAUAAUUUCCUGUUUGGAAAAUCCAAUGAUGCAUUAUGAA